Oncorhynchus mykiss (rainbow trout) is the source of this 743-nucleotide messenger RNA. The record is from RefSeq and is a predicted model, not a curated record. NCBI's taxonomy places the organism in Eukaryota, Metazoa, Chordata, Actinopteri, Salmoniformes, Salmonidae.
AUGGCAUGGUCUAUAGAGCAGGUUGAUGUGGAGAGGCUGUGUGGAGGAACCUUCAUAGACCUGAGGAAAGCCUUCUUCCUACUGAGAGGGCCUGAGGCACCCCUUAUGUUUUCGGUGGUGAUCGUACAAGUGUCUGAUGGGAAAAGGUGUUUCCUGGUGAGGCAGUCCUUCUUCCCACUGUGGAUGUACACUGCACUGGCAGGCAUCUGUGACACGGGUGAGCCCAUGGAGGAGACACUCCGCAAGGAGAUAGCUGAGGAUGUGGGGUUGGAGUCUAUCCCGUACUCAGGCUCUCAGCACUGGCCCUUCCCACAGAGCUCCUUCAUGAUGGCCUGUCACGCCGCCGCCAACCCAGAAAAGACACAGAUCAAGGCACCACCUUGGAACAACAAAAGAGGGUUCUGGGUUCCACCAAGCUACGCCAUAGCUAACAGGCUGAACCAGGAAUGGACCGAUCAACAACCUCUCAAAUCAGAGCAAGAUGGGUAGACGGCGGACAGCAUCAAAUCUGCAAAUGUAACAUACCAAUGAUUUUAAAAGAUCAGGCAGCAAUACUGUACUUUGUUAAGUGCUUGGUGACAUACACAGAUGGGAUGAUAGAUUUUGAUAAAACCAAUGAACAUUCCGGGGUCAAUAACAGACACUGCGAGGACCAGUGAACAAGAAAUACAUCUCACUUGUGUAAAAAUGUAUGUGCGAUAGGGACUUGCUUUAAUUUUUGACAUGUAUUUCAGUAAUUAAUU